AUGGAAAUUCUAGGCACGUGCAAGCCGAGCGCAGAAGAAGGGCACGUCGGCAAGUUUGUGUUUGUAACCCACUACGUUGACAAUAUCAUGUCGUAUAGCCAGAACUUUGUAGGCGCUACCUACCCCGUCCCCGCUGUCUCCGUCACCCACGGUGCAAUGACGCCGAUUGAUGUGAUCAAGACGCGUAUUCAGCUUGAUCCUGCGGUCUACAACAAGGGUAUGUUUGGUACGCUCCGCCAGAUUGUUGCUGGUGAGGGCGCUGGUGCGCUGCUUACCGGUGUCGGUCCCACGUUUGCUGGCUACUUUUUGCAGGGUGGUCUUAAGUUCGGUGGCUACGAGAUCUUUAAGAAGAUGAUUGUUGAGAAGAUCGGUAUCGACGCCGCGCAGCAGAACCGCAUGAGCGUCUAUCUCGGUGCUUCUGCGGCCGCCGAGUUUGUUGCCGACAUUGCCCUUUGCCCGCUCGAGGCCACUCGUAUCCGUCUUGUCUCUCAGCCCACCUUUGCCAACGGCCUCAUGGGCGGGUUCGCCCGUAUUGCGCGUGAGGAGGGUCUCCGUGGCUUCUACGCCGGCUUUGGCCCCAUUUUGCUCAAGCAGGUACCCUACAACAUGGCCAAGUUUGCCACCAUGGAGGUUGUUCUCGAGAAAUUGCUUAGCGUCACUAACAGGACCAAGCUGUCGCUCUCUCCUCGCGAGGCUACCGUUUACAACCUUGGCUCUGGUCUGAUUGCCGGUUUCGCUGCCGCGACCAUCUCGCAGCCUGCUGACACCUUGCUCUCCAAGAUCAACAAGACUAAGGGUCUUCCCGGCGAGAGCACUGCCAGCCGCCUUGCCGGCAUGGCCAAGGAGCUCGGUGUCAAGGGUCUUUUCACCGGUCUUUCUACCCGUCUUGUUAUGGUCGGUACGCUUACUGCGCUCCAGUUCGGUAUCUACGGCGAUCUUAAGCAGUACCUUGGUGCUACCAACGCUGUCGAGAUCUCCAAGGUGGUGGCCUAA
Molecule: messenger RNA, 993 nt
Organism: Malassezia vespertilionis
Lineage: Eukaryota; Fungi; Basidiomycota; Malasseziomycetes; Malasseziales; Malasseziaceae
Gene: MIR1
Product: mitochondrial phosphate carrier protein
Exons: 2
Coding region: 1-993 (330 amino acids)
Biological process (GO): mitochondrial phosphate ion transmembrane transport
Cellular component (GO): mitochondrial inner membrane
Molecular function (GO): phosphate transmembrane transporter activity
Source: RefSeq, a predicted model, not a curated record